CAAAAGCUGAAAUUUUUCACCCCUCCUGACUACGCUAUAUUAGCUACCCGGUUACGGUUGACGGAAAGGAAAGGAAAGGGCAUUACGGGUGUGAGCGGCACCAACGGCUGGUACCUGCAUAUGGACCCAGGGGUCACUCCAGCGCUGCAGGUGUUCAUGACUCAAAUCCCCCCGGGGACGAGUCUUGUGUUUGCUACCCGUUAUCCCGCAGGUACGACAUUCUCCGUCUCCCGGGAGUUCUCCUGGUACCCCUCCCUGAGCAGUACUGUCAAGCAGGCGGGCAGCCUAGCGGAGGUAUUGGCGGGCGGAGGAGAUCUGUACUGGUUUAGCGGCAAGCACCUGUACAUCAAGAUGGUGGAUCCAGGCGACGCCUCCGUGGACCCCCCCUUCACCGCGGACGGGGUGACCAUCUGGGGAACCCGCUACUUCUCCGCUUGGUACUGGAUCAACACCACCAGCAUGGGGGGAAAGGACCCCUACUCCG
This is a messenger RNA of Astrephomene gubernaculifera, 484 nucleotides long. The record is from the annotation of a GenBank genome assembly. NCBI's taxonomy places the organism in Eukaryota, Viridiplantae, Chlorophyta, Chlorophyceae, Chlamydomonadales, Astrephomenaceae.